Messenger RNA from Nycticebus coucang (slow loris), 5557 nucleotides. It is a transcript of the gene SLC2A2, whose product is annotated as solute carrier family 2 member 2. Gene Ontology annotation, cellular component: brush border; membrane. The record is from RefSeq and is a predicted model, not a curated record. Gene Ontology annotation, biological process: D-glucose transmembrane transport. Bases 52 to 1626 code for a protein of 524 amino acids. NCBI's taxonomy places the organism in Eukaryota, Metazoa, Chordata, Mammalia, Primates, Lorisidae. The transcript is spliced from 11 exons.
ACUGGCCACACUCGCACAGGAUCUGGAACUCAGAGGACUCCCGACCCUACGAUGACAGACGAGAAGGUCACCAGGACCUUGGUUUUCGCUGUCUUCACUGCAGCCCUGGGGUCCUUCCAGUUUGGAUAUGACAUCGGCGUGAUCAAUGCUCCUCAGCAGGUAAUAAUUUCCCAUUAUAGACAGAUUUUGGGUAUUCCCCUGGAUGACCGACAGGCUGUCAACAACUACGUGGCCAACAGCACAGAAAGCCCAUCCCCGGUCCUGCACCUGCCAACCUCUGCGCCAGCCGAUGAGACUGAGGAGGAGGUAGUGGCAUCUGAAAACCUAGUCACCAUGCUCUGGUCCCUGUCUGUAUCCAGCUUUGCAAUUGGUGGCAUGAUUGCCUCAUUCUUUGGCGGGUUCCUUGGGGACAUGUUUGGAAGAAUCAAGGCCAUGUUGAUAGCAAACAGCCUCUCAUUCGUUGGAGCUCUCUUGAUGGGGUUCUCGAAACUGGGACCAUCUCAUAUACUUAUAAUCGCAGGAAGAAGCAUAUCAGGACUCUACUGUGGGCUGAUUUCGGGCCUGGUUCCCAUGUAUAUUGGUGAAAUUGCUCCAGUCUCUCUCAGGGGCGCACUUGGCACUCUGCAUCAGCUGGCUGUUGUCACAGGCAUUCUCGUGAGCCAGAUCGUCGGCCUGGACUUCAUCCUGGGCAAUUACGAGCUGUGGCACAUCCUCCUCGGCCUGUCCGCCGUGCGCGCCGUUCUCCAGUCACUGCUGCUCUUCUUCUGCCCAGAAAGCCCCCGGUAUCUGUACAUCAAGCUGGACGAGGAAGUCAAGGCAAAGAAUAGCUUGAAAAGGCUCAGAGGAUUUGAUGAUGUCACCAAAGACAUUAAUGAGAUGAGAAAAGAAAGGGAAGAGACAGCCAGUGAGCAGAAAGUCUCCAUAAUCGAGCUCUUCACCAACCCCAGCUACCAAAAGCCCAUCCUGGUGGGUCUGAUGCUGCACGCGGCUCAGCAGUUUUCUGGAAUCAAUGGGAUCUUCUACUAUUCAACCAGCAUUUUUCAGGAGGCUGGAAUUAGCCAACCUGUUUAUGCAACCAUUGGAGUUGGUGUAGUCAACACUGUCUUCACUGCUGCCUCUGUGCUCCUGGUGGAGAAGGCGGGGCGCCGCUCGCUGUUCCUGGCCGGCAUGGGCGGCAUGUGCUUCUGCGCCGUCUUUAUGUCAGUGGGGCUCGUGCUGCUGGAGAAGUUCCCGUGGAUGAGCUACGUGAGCAUGGUGGCCAUCUUCCUCUUCGUGAGCUUCUUCGAAAUCGGGCCCGGCCCCAUCCCCUGGUUCAUGGUGGCCGAGUUCUUCAGCCAGGGCCCGCGCCCCGCCGCCUUAGCGGUCGCCGCCUUCAGCAACUGGGCCUGCAACUUCAUGGUCGCGAUGUUCUUCCCGUACCUGGCGGACUUAUGCGGCCCUUACAUCUUCUUCUUCUUUGCUGGAGUGGUCCUGGUCUUCACCCUGUUCACGUUUUUUAGAGUUCCAGAAACCAAAGGAAAGUCUUUUGAGGAAAUCGCUGCAGAAUUCCAAAGGAGAAGUGGCUCAGCUGAAAGGCCAGAAGCUGCUGUAGAAAUGAAAUUCCUGGGAGCUUCUGAGACUGUGUAAAGAUCUGCUCUUGAGGUGGCCAGAAACAGACAGGGAACCAUGUUUUUAUGUACAUGCCUUGAACUAUUGUUUAUUUUCUAAAGAGUUUUUAUAGGCUCGGACCAGAAAUGUCAUCAACUAUUACCAAAGAAAGUAUUUUUUUUUAGUUAGAGAAUCCAUUUUUGAUGGUAAGACUAUGUACUUAAGUAAAACAAAAAAGCUAGCUCAUUUUGUUACAUUACAUUAGCUAAAGAGCAAGUGUCUGGAUAUAGUGGCUCAUGCCUGUAAUCCCAGCACUCUGGCAGGUGGAGUGGGGAGGACUGCCUGAGCUCAGGAGUCUGAGACCAGCCUGAGCAAGAGAGAGACCCUGUAUACUAAAAAUAGAAAAAUUAGCCGGGUAUUGUGGUGAGUGCCUAUGGUCCCAGCUACUCAGGAGGCUGAGGCAGGAGGAUCACUUGAGCCCUGGAGUUUGAGGCUAUUGUGAGCUAUGAUGAGUCCACUGUACUCCAGCACAGUUGACAGCAAGACCCUGUCUCAAGAAGAAGGGAGCGAAGAAUAUAUUCUCAUAUUCCCAGCUCCAUUACGUACAGCAAGUUUCUCCUGAAACUGAGGAAGUUUCAUCAGCACAUUAGUAGAACCCUGAAGAUACAACUAACAUUUACAUGUUUAUGAUUAAAUUGGAACAUUCUUACGUACAGAUCUUACACUAAAGAAGGCUUGGCUGGGGGAAGUAAAAUCAGUGCUGAAAUUGACAGUUACUCCAUUUCUCUCAGCUUUUUCUUGAGUACUAGAAUAUUUAUUUUGUUUAAAUUUUUAUAUUUUUUCUGUAUUUUUAUGUGGAAUAGUUUAUUGAGUAUAUUAAAAUAUGUUUACAGAGAAAAUCUUGUAUUUUUGGUAGCCUUACCAAAAUCUUUUAGUACUCAGGAAAAAAAGAAAAAAAAACAUUUUAGUUCCUUUGACAUCCAAAUGGUUUUUCAGGAUUACACACCACAGAGGCUUCCCUUGCUCAUCCGCCCAGUCCUCAGUCAGUAUUAAUCUCUGUUAUAAAACCAGCUGAAUUCCCUGCCAACUCAAUCCUUGAGUUGCCUUUUGUUUUGUUUAUUAAUGGAGCCCAGAUAGUUUUCUGUUAUAAAAUGCAGUCAAUCAUAAAUUAGGCCUUCUGUGUGCAGUGUAUUGCCUCAAAGCCCUAAUAAGUUAGAUCAUCUAACUUAGGGAAAUUUGAAGUAAAGAUUGCUUUAUUUUGUUAAAAAUAUUUUCUGAAUUGUUAUGUCUCCAAAUAAAUUGAAAGGUAGGGUUGGGGGAUUCCUGAGGGGGUCUUCUGAAACUUGUUAAAUGUCAGAUUUGAUCUGAGUCCCUGUUUAAUUUUCCCGCAAAGACUGAGUCUCCUGACCUGAGACAGCUGUCCCCUCCUUCUUGGUCUUAGCCAAAUGCAGAUUCUGUCAGACCCUUCUAUGUCCCUUACUCACAUUGCCUGUCACUGUCAACAUGUCUUUACCUAGGUGGGCAAAUCCUGAAUAAACAAAUGCUUAAAUGGACUGCAGCUUACCGUCAAUUUUACAGUUGCAAAAAUACAGUUCUGAUAGACAACAAAGGAUGAGCAGGGAGCUAACAGAUCCUCAGGCUGUUUUUUCCCACACAAUAGAGCACCUAGUCCAUCUUUCCUAUGUUUGCUUUAACAUACAUUGAAGAAAAGCACUUUCUUAAAAAAAGAGAAAAAAGUAGAAAAUUUGCUUAUAUUUAUUUAUUUUGCUGAAGUUGUUCACAUCUAUGUAAAUUGGCAGCCAAAAAACCUUGAAAUCAUUUGUUUUUACUUUGAGAGAUUUUUUUUUUUUACCCUUGGGCCAAUUUGAGAUGAACUCUUUUCACUUGGGACUUCAGGAUACAGCCAAAGAGAUCGGGGAUCCUUGUGCUAAACUGAGCUCUGGGCAAAGAGGCAGGGCUCCAAACGGAACAGGAGGCAGAAAAUGGGGUGUGCUUUUUGGAAUACUGACUGCUUUGGGAAGCCCAGAGCUGUGAUGCUGAAGGGUAUAAACCCGUAGUGUUUUAGUCCGAUCACUACUCCAGACCUCAUUUACUAACAGAAUAUAGUCAAGUUUUAAGAGCCCUGAAGACUACUUUUAAGUUCUUGUUAGCUAUGUUGACAGCCCACAAACCGCAGAAAUUCAAGGGCUGAUGUUUUCUGCCUCAGAGAAAUUUACUCACCUUACAUUGCUUCCCUUCUGCAGUGUUUUCCUGGCAGAGAAGCACGUCAUUGAAAAGAAAGGUUAAGGGGAAAUAAGAAGUUGACAGAGCUCUAUACAGAAACAAAGAACUAGCUGAAUAUAAUAAAAACUCCAAGGUCUUCAAUGGGAGACAUCAUAAUAAAUAAUAAAAUUGGUACCAAUUAAUUAGGUUUAGUCCCAUGGAAAUCAGGUUGUGUUUGAACACUUAACUUUCCAAGUACUCUCUCAUUUCUGUUUUCAUACUUGAACAUCCUUACAAAUGUGGGCGGGUACAAAGACUGGACUUAUUGGCCGAGUUCUUGCCCCACUACGUCCAGCCUUGCCCACUGUCAUGACACCCAGGAAAGGCUCUCGCCUGCUUCCUCCUCCCUACUUUCCUCCCCAUGAUCAGCACCAUAGCACUGAGAUGUGGUAGGUACCGUCCUCUGCCCUCACGCCCCACUUCAAAGAGCUCACAGUCUAGCAAGGAGUUCAGGAAGACCAGGCAUGGGCAUCCCCAUCAUGCCUUUGGCCUUCCAGGAACGUGGCUUUGAGCCCUCUCUUAUAAAGUGGGCCCAGUGAUCUGACCUACCUCAGAAGGGUGUGAAGAUUAAGUGCAAAGUGCCAAACACAUUGCCUGGUACAAAGGAGGCUCCAAUAAAUGUUACCCAGAAUUAGUAUUCACAGAGAUACUGUUAGGAUAAGGGAUUAUCAUACAUUAGGUAGUUCCAAUUUUUUCUUUUGAAUAAAAGGAGUUUUAUACCUUCAAGACAAUGUUUUCUUUUUUAUGGCCUGGACAAUAGUUCAAAAGAUAAUAUUUUCUUUAAAGAAACAAUCUCAUAAUGAAAAAGGAAUGUUAAAAAUCAGGGAAGAUAUUAGGCCAUCUAAUUCCUAAAUCCAAAUUUGAUAUUUCUAAGUAAGGUUUUAAGAGUUUUUAUUGUAUUUUUAAAAAUUGCUUUGCCUAAGUUAUGUUAUUUUUUAAGGGGUCUAUAUGUAAUAUUAUAAAAUAAAAUGUUGUAUAUCACACUAAGGUAAUAUAACAGGAUUAUAAACAUAGGACAAGACUAAACUUUGUUGAUAAUCUUCAAUGAGUGCAAAGUGCUGCGUGCCUGUGACUCAGAAUAUAUUCAUGAAUUACUCUCAUAGCUGGCUUAGCUUUCCAUAUGUAGCAGGUACAGCAGUUCAGGCAAUGUCUGGUCUUUACAGGGUCCUAAACAGAGGUGCUACAUAAAGUAUAAAAAAAUAUGUAAAGUAUUAUAUAUACACAAAUACAUGUGUAAGUAUAUAAUUUUUCAUUACAAUUCUAUAUUAGUGAGCUGGGGAGAAAAGGUUUAUUGUCAACCACUCUGAUCCAUCUGCUGGUGUUUUUAUUGCUUUCUAAUUUGGUAUACAUUAAAAAGUAUUAUUGUGGGCUCGGCAUCCAUAGCUCAGUGAGUAGAGCGCCAGUCACGUACAGUAAGGCUGGUGGGUUCAAGCCUGGCCCGGGCCUGGUAAGCAACAAUGAUGGGCAUUGUGGUGGGCACCUGUACUCCCAGCUACUUUGGAGGCUGAGGCAAGAGAAUCGCUUAAGCCCAAGAGUUUGAGGUUGCUGUGAGCUGUGACACCACAGCACUCUACCAAGGGUGACAUAGUAAGACUCUGUCUCAAAAAAAAAAAAGGAAAAAAGAAUUAUUGUGAAAGGAAUCUAGUUUCAGUUAAGAGUAUAUAUACAUUACAGUUUUGUGCCAAUAAAUAUAUUUCUGAAUGCUUAA